CCUCUCUCUCUCUGUCCGCCACUCUCUACCAGCCACUCUCCACCAGCCACUCUCCACCAGCCACUCUCCACCAGCCACUCUCCACCAGCCACUCUCUCACCUGUCGCCUCCACCCCGGCUUUCCCGCCCACGUGGGAUCGCACGUCACGGCUCUCUCGUCCCGCACCAGCGCACCCGCAAUCCGCCGCCAUGUCCGAACGAAAGGUGCUCACCAAGUACUACCCCCCAGACUUCGAUCCGUCGAAGAUCACUCGCCAGCGCGGCCCCAAGAAUGCCGGCCCCAAGCUCCAGACCGUUCGCCUCAUGGCCCCCUUCUCUAUGAAGUGCACGCACUGCGGAGAGUUCAUCUACAAAGGGCGCAAAUUCAACGCGCGCAAAGAGACGACAGACGAAAAGUACUACGCCAUCGCCAUCUUCAGAUUCUACAUCCGCUGCACACGCUGUUCCGGCGAGAUCACAUUCAAGACCGAUCCAAAGAACAUGGACUACGAGUGCGAAAGGGGCGCGAAGCGAAACUUCGAGCCCUGGAGAGAGGCCAAGCUCGCAGAGGAGACCGAGGAGGAGCGUCUCGACAGGCUGGAGAAGGAGGAGGCAGAAAGGGAUGCUAUGAAGGAGCUCGAGUCGAAGGUCAUGGACGCCAAGACGGAGAUGGCUAUUGCAGAUGCGCUCGAUGAGAUUCGUUCGAGGAACGCGCGCAUAGCAAAGGCAGAGCAGGACGGCACAAGCGUGGACGUAGCACCCCCUCCAGACGACGCAGACGCUCGGCGGCAGAAGCACGACGAGGAAGAUGCUGAAGCAGCGCGACGAGCCUUUGCGAACCGCGAAAUGCCAGAUCUUGGCGAGGAGGACAUUGACGAGGACAUGGUGGAUGAGCCUAUCGAAGUCGUAGCAACCCCGGCCUUCAGCAAGAAGCCAAAGGAGAAGAAAGACUUUGGGGCAGCCCUUGGAAUCAAGAAGAAGGCACCUGCGCCGGCCGUGUCAGCACCAGUCAAGGCUGCACCCGCUCCCUCGAAGCUCUCGACGAUGCUGGUAGCGGGCUAUGACAGCGACGAUGAUUGAGACCCUCUCUCAGCAGCAUUUUCCGGCGUUCUUUUCCGCAUUUGGAACACAGGAAGAUACCAAUUCGAACUUGUUUCUACCUCCAGGACCUCAUCAGUCCAGCACAAGCAAUUAGCCGUCUCCAGGCACGCGCCGGACGUGGUCGUCGUAUCCAGCUCGACCGCGGCCUUGGCCCUGUGCAGAUCCGGAGAAACCGCCUUGCUUGUCC
Macroventuria anomochaeta is the source of this 1267-nucleotide messenger RNA. RefSeq names its product DUF572-domain-containing protein. The coding region runs from base 190 to 1059 and encodes 289 amino acids. Gene Ontology annotation, cellular component: U2-type catalytic step 1 spliceosome. The record is from RefSeq and is a predicted model, not a curated record. Gene Ontology annotation, biological process: mRNA splicing, via spliceosome. The transcript is spliced from 2 exons. Lineage: Eukaryota; Fungi; Ascomycota; Dothideomycetes; Pleosporales; Didymellaceae.